This is a messenger RNA of Glycine soja, 2118 nucleotides long. RefSeq names its product vicilin-like seed storage protein At2g18540. The transcript has 5 exons. NCBI's taxonomy places the organism in Eukaryota, Viridiplantae, Streptophyta, Magnoliopsida, Fabales, Fabaceae. The coding region runs from base 34 to 1935 and encodes 633 amino acids. The record is from RefSeq and is a predicted model, not a curated record.
CUGCAUAAUCACAGUUUUCAUCCAAGUAACAUAAUGGAGCCUCGCAAAGCUUCCCCAUUAUCGUGGGUCUUGAUCUUCUUCCUUAGCAUUUCCUUGAGUGGAGUUAAGGUAUUAAGUGAAGAGCAGCACCAUGCCAAAUCUCAAGAAGGACCUGUGGUGGAAAGGGAUCAAAGGAGGACAUUACUUGUCACUGAAUUCGGAGAGAUCACUGCCAUUGACAUCAAGGAAGGACAAAAGGAACUGCCCUACCAUCUUCGGUUCAUCACAUUGGAGCCAAACUCGCUAUUUCUCCCUGUGCUUCUCCAUGCAGAUAUGGUCUUUUAUGUUCAUACAGGGAGUGGAAAGCUGACUUGGGCAAAUGAUGAUGGUACUAGUACGAUUCGUUUACGCGAAGGAGAUGUCUGCAGUCUCAAGGAAGGAUCUGUUUUCUAUAUACAGAGCAACCUAGAGGCUGAGAGAAGGAAACUUAGGAUUUAUGCAAUGUUUACCAAUACGGACGACAAUACUUACGAUCCAUCAAUCGGUGCUUACUCAAGGAUCAAUGAACUGGUCAAAGGCUUUGAUACGAAAAUCAUGCAAGCAGCUUUAAAGGUGCCGGAAGAUUUGAUUGAAGCAAUCAUUAACAAGACGGAGACUCCAGCUAUAGUGCAUGCAGUUCCAGAGAAGCGGAAUAUCCUCCAGGAGCUGGAGGCUUCGUUUCUUAAGAACUUUUUAGGCAUUGGGUCCAACUCCAAGAAACUCAAAACAUACAACAUCUUUGAUCAUGACCCUGACUUCAAAAAUCCCAAUGGUUGGAGCACAGCAGUGACCAAAAAGCAACUAAAGUCAUUGAAGCGGACCAACAUUGGAUUUCUGAUGGUGAAUUUGGCCAUGGGAUCAAUAUUGGGGCCUCAUUGGAACCCGAAGGCAACAGAGUUGGUAGUGGGAGUAGAUGGGGGAGGCAUGGUCCGAGUAGUAUGUGGAAGCAGCAAUGAAGAUGAGACAGAAUGCCAAAACAUGAGGUUUAAGGUUAAGGAAGGUGAUGCUUUUCUGGUGCCUAGGUUUCAUCCAAUGGCUCAGAUGUCAUUCAAUGAUGGACCAUUUGUUUUUCUCGGCUUCAGCACUUCAGCAAAGAAAAACCAUCCUCAAUUUUUGGCGGGAAAGGGGUCAGUGCUUCAUAUUCUAGACAAAAGGAUACUGGCUACCUCUUUCGGUGUGAGUAACAGAACCAUUGACCAGCUUCUGCGUUCUCCCGAGGAUUCCAUCAUUUUUGGGUGCAGUUCCUGUGCAGAGGAAGAGGAGAAGAUAAUGAAGGAUGAGGAAGAGAAUAGAAAGAGAGAGGAGGAAGAGAAGGAGAAGAAGAAGGAAGAGGAGGAAGAGAAGAGAAAGAGAGAGGAGGAAGAGGAGAGAAAGAGAGAGGAGGAAGAGGACGAGAAGAAGAGAAGGAGAGAGGAGGAAGAGGAGAGAAAGAGAGAGGAGGAAGAGGACGAGAAGAAGAGAAGGAGAGAGGAGGAAGAGGAGGAGAAGAAGAAGGAAGAGGAGGAAGAGAAGAGAAAGAGAGAGGAGGAAGAGGCUAAAAGGCAACAAGAAGAGAGGGAAAAGAAGCGAGAGGAGGAGGAAGCUAGGAGAGAGAAAGAAAGGGAAAGAGAAGAGGAGGCAGAAAGGGAGCAAGAACAAGCUAAAAGAGAAGCAGAAGCAGCAGCACAGAGGGAACAAGAACAAGCUAAAAGAGAGCAAGAAAGGAGAGAAAGGAGACGGCAAGAAGAAGAAGAUGAAGAAGAACCAACACGGUGGGAGAGAAGAGGAAGAAGAGAGAAGGGGAAAAGUCCAGAAGGAGUAGAAUGGGAGCAAGAAGAAGCCAGGAGACAGCAAGCAGAGAGUGAUAGACAAGUGGAAGAGCAAAGCCACAGGAACAGCUUUGAAGGAAGGAGAGCUUUGAAAAUAAGGAACGUUUGAUUCCCUCUUAAGACUUAGACUCCUGGUAUGUAUUACAAUAAGAGCUUCUUUUUAUGUCUUUGUCACGUUUUUGCUUCCGUUUGUUUUUUAUGACUGGUUGUUACAAAGUUGAAGACCAAUGUUUCAUGAAGCUUGUAGUUGAUUAGUCAUUUAGCACAAAUAAGUGAAUCUGGCUUCUCUAAA